CUAUUUACGAUAUCAUUUUGUAACUUAACUGUGGGCUUUGUACUUUGUACUUCAGUGUGUAUUUGAAUUGGAUUUUUGGCUCAAACAGGCAAUAUAAUUCAGCAUUUACCUGUGUGAAGUUAAUAACAUUAUUUACCUGAGUGAAGUUAAUUACAUUAUUUACCUGAGUGAAGUUGCUUAUUAUGUUGAAUAUUUUACUAACUACAAAUUGUGUGUCUUUAUGCAGCACAUAAUGAUUUUGAUAAAACACAUCGGAUUUAAAAAAAAGUGUUUAAAAUAAUACUGAAUAAACAGCAUUUUUUAUCAGAUAACAGUUCACAAUACCUAAUAAGAAUGGCCACUUCUGUAGGUUCAGUUCAUACCAGUUCAGAUAUAGUGAAAGACUAUGAUUGUGACGGUUGCAAAAGUAAAACUAUCCAAGCAAGUGCUGAUAGUUUUUGUGAAACUUGUUUGAAGUGUUUUUGCGAAAAAUGCCUUUAUUAUCAUGAUCAAGUAUUUGCAAACCAUUUGACAUAUGGAAGAGGAGAAGCAAAUAAAUGGCCUAUUUCAAAGACAAUUGAGGAUUUGCUACUGAAAUGUGAUGUUCACUCUAACAAGAAACUCAAAAUGUUCUGUGAGGACCACAGUCAGCUAUGCUGCUCUGAUUGUGUCUUACUGAAUCACAGACAGUGUUCCAAUUUGGCUCUAAUUUCUGAAUCAGUCAAAAAGCUGUCAGUGGAUAUGCCGCAGUUGUCAAACAAAAUUCAAACAAUUCUUUCUGAACUAAACAAGUUUACAAGAGUACAAGAGGCCAGCAUUCAGUCCAUAGAGGGAUCCUAUAGUGAAAAAGUGGAAGAAAUCAGAGAGCAACGUAAAAAAAUUAAUGCUGCUUUAGAUGAACUAGAAAAUGCAACUUUGAAAGAACUAGAUGAAGUUAGGACCACAUUGCAAACCUCUCUUAAAAAAGAUGUGGACAACUGCAACAGAUUCAAAGAUGAACUGCAACAACUCGGUGAAGCUGUACAGGGCCUUUGUGAUAAGAGCAAGAAAGAAAUGGAGUUAAUAGCCAGCCGAAAAUGUCUGGACAAAAUACAACAGUCUGAGUCGUUUCUGAUGGAGAGCCCAGUUAAGGUUCAGAGUUCAAUAAUAUUCCAGGCAAACAUUGACAUUGAGCAGUACCUGUCUAAACAGUCUAGUCUAGGUAGGAUUGUUAACACUCUCAAGAUGAAUCCAGACCAGGUGUUGACUUUGAAGAGGAAGUCCGAGUAUAAUGUGGAAAUAUCAAAUGACACAAGUCCGAAUUUUAUACAUGGCAUUUGCAGUCUGCCUAGUGGUCAUAUCAUUAUAGUAGAUAAAUAUAAUAAGAAAUUGAAACUGUUGGACCAGCAUUACAAUGUGUCCAGUCACUGUGCUGUGGCUGAUUCUCCAUGGGACAUUUGCCAAAUCACAUCCAGUGAGGUGGCUGUGACUCUUGAUGGUGCUGGUGUUCAGUUUAUGUCUGUGAACGUUGGGCAGCUGGUGAAUGGGAGGAAGUUACAGUUAUCACAUGCUGCUGUUGGAAUUGCGCACCAUCAGGGAGCAUUGUAUAUCACCUCUCGCACUGCUCUCUACCACUACACAAUGACUGGGACACUGGUGAAAAAGCUUUAUGAGGAUAUGGCAGGCCGUAGUACAGUGUUCAAAUGUGCAUUGAGUCCUGCUGCUGACCGGGUCUAUGUCACCAACAACUGCCAGCACAAGCUUUUUACACUGGCCAUGGAUGGCAGCCUGAUGUCCACCUUCACUGACCAUGAACUACAAAAUCCGUGGGGUGUCCACGUCACACCUGCAGGACAAGUCCUUGUCUGUUGCUACCAUUCCAAUACUGUCAUACAGGUGGAUUAUGAGGGGAAAAAGAAACUGGCCACUUUGGCUUCAAAGAAAGAUGGACUGAGCAGACCAGUGUCUGUCUUCUACAACACUCACCAGAUUAUUGUGGGACAACCCAAUUCAAAACUCAGUGUUUUUGAAUUGCAAUAGCUCUUCCAGCGGAAAAAAAGGACAUCAAUAUAGGGAUAAUACAAGUUUUCGAGGGCAUGAUCCUCGAUGUUUAUGUCCGAGAAAAUGUGUAUUUUUGCUAUUAUUGCAUAAACAAAUCACACAUACCAAAAUAAAUUAAAAUAACGUUGAAAACAAUAUGUCUGUUGUUCAUUCGACAUCGACAAAAUAAUUUGAUUAUUUCAUAUGACGUCAUACAGUUUAAGGUUGUGUUUUAUAUUUGCCUCACUUGAUUAUCAUCAGAAAUGACGAGGCUUUACCUUCGUAAAGGCAGUUUUCGAUUUAAAAGAAAGAUGGACUGAGCAGACCAGUGUCUGUCUUCUACAACACUCACCAGAUUAUUGUGGGCCAACAAAAUUCAAAUCUCAUUGUUAUUCCAGCGGAAAAAAGAACAUCAAUAUAAAUUCAAUAAUAUAUGCAAUUUCAUUUUUUCGUUCAAUGGCACAAUAAGUCCUAGCAGAUUAUACAAAAUCGUAUUUAGGUAAAGAAUUUUACAUUUUCGUACAGUUUAUAUAUUUUUUUUUUAAAUAUAAGUUCAUUUUUAAAUAAGAUGUUUUAAUGUUCCUAAGAUUUAACCAUGUAUGACAACUUUCUAUGUUGAUGCUGACUUGUUCUUUUGACUUGCUUCAUGUCAUAUGCUCAUUGUCAUGAAACAAAUCUUAAAAUUGAUAAACGGCUUAACAUGUAUUAUUUUAAGUAUUUUUAGCUCACCUGAGCACCUUGUGCUCAUGGUGAGCUUUUGUGAUCACGUUUUGUCCGUUGUCCGUUGUGCGGCGUCAAUAUUUGCCUUGUUAACUCUCUAGAGGUCACAUUUAUUGUCCAAUAUUCAUGAAAUUUGGUCAGAAGAUUGGUUUCAAUAAUAUCUUGGAUGAGUUCGAAAAUGGUUACGUUUGCUUGAAAAACAUUGCUGCCAAGGGGCGGGGCAUUUUUCCUUAUAUGGCUAUAUAUGGCUAUAGUAAAAUCUUGUUAACACUCUAGAGGCCACAUUUAUUGUCUGAUCUUCAUAAAACUUUGUCAGAAGAUUCAUCCCAAUAAUAUCUUGGACGAGUUCGAAAAUGAUGCAGGUUGGUUUAAAAACAUGGCCUUAUAUGGCUAUAUAUAGUAAAACCUUGUUAACACUCUUGAGGCCACAUUUAUUGUCCAAUCUUGAUGAAACUAGGUCAGAAGAUUCAUCCAAAUAAUAUCUUGGACGAGUUCAAAACUUAUGCCGGUUGGUUGAAAAACAUGGCCACCAGGGGGCGGGGCUAUUUUCCAUAUAUGGCUAUAGUAAAACCUUGUUAACACUCUAGAGGUCACAUUUAUUUUCCGAUCAUCAUGAAACUGGUCAGAAGACUUGUCCCAAUGAUAUCUUGGAUGAGUUCGAAAAUGGCUUUGGUUGCUUUAAAAACAUGGCCAACAGGGGCGGUGCAUUUUUCCUUAUAUGGCUAUAAAUAUGGCUAUAGUAAAACCUUGUUGACACUCUAGAGGCCACAAUUAUUGUCCAAUCUUUAUGAAAUUUGGUCAGAAGAUUGGUCUCAAUGAUAUCUUGGAUGUUUUGGACAAUAAUUAUGUUUGCUUGAAAAAAAAAUGGCUUCCAAGGGGUGGGGCAUUUUUUCUUAUAUGGCUAUAGUAAAAUCUUGUUAACACUCUAAAGGCCACAUUUACUGUAAAAUCUUCUUGAAACUUGGUCAGAAGAUUCAUCCCAAUAAUAUCUUGGACGAUUUCAAAAAUGAUGCCGGUUGGUUGAAAAACAUAGCUGCCAGGGGGCGGGGCAUUUUUCCUUAUAUGGCUAUAAUAAAACCUUGUUAACACUCUAGAGGCCACAUUUAUUUUCCGAUCUUCGUGAAACUUGGUCAGAAGAUUUGUCCCAAUAAUAUCUUGUUAUCUCAGGUGAGCGACUUUGGGCCUUUCAAGCCCUCUUGUUUUAGAUGUGUGAAUAUAAGAAUAUUUAUAUAUUAUGACAUUUAUGAGCUCUUUCUUUAAAUGAUAAUUAAAUUGAAUGUUGUAUAUUUUUCAUGAAUAAUUGUUGAAAAUACACUGCAACUCCGUUAUAUCGCAGUUCGUGAGGUCCAAAGAUUGCUAUCACAUUAUAUUCGGCGCGCAAUAUAUUUUGUCAUGUCAUUCAUGCAUGUAUAUGUAUGGAUUAGCAUACUUUUGCAACUUUAAAACACGCUAUUUACCUAUUCACUGCAUCAUGUGUUAUUUCCAUGUGUUAUACAUAUGUAUAACAUAAAAACAUUAAUCCAUAUAAGUAUUAAAAAAAAUAUACAAUAAAAUUUGUUAUCCGAAAAGCAUUCCCAAUUUUUUUGUUCACGAAAGAUUACAAAAUCAAGCCGCAAAUAAACACUCCUUGUGUAUUUGCUGGAUAUUGUUUGUACUGAUUAAAAGCAGGCAAAAAUUAGACCUUAUGUAGAAUCACAUCAUUCUUCCAUGUGGAAAGCAUGGGAUUUAAUAUUUGAAUGCUGAAUAAAAACUUCUUAAUGCAUAGGAGACAACUCACUCUAAGAUCAAUUUAUAUAAAAAAAAUUAUAAAAUCGGUUAUGCAAAAACUGUGCAAAUGUUUCUUCUAAAUUUAAAACAUGUCAUUUACUCUGUAUAUCAGGUGCAAAGUUUGUUGAGAUGGAUCUGUGGAGUUCACAGAUAUUGUUUAAACCUUCAUGUGGGGACUGUGUGUAUUCUGAGCGCUGAUUGGCUGAUACAAUUAUCAAGAAGAAAGGGAUUAACAGCUGGCAUUAUGUCAGUUUAAAGCAAAUUCAAUAGAGAAAUUUGUGAAAGGUGACCCAUGAAAUUACUUUUGAUGUUGGGCAAGUGGGAUUUUGUUUGUCCCAGUACACAAGCAUGAAUGUGAUGCACAAUGAAGGCAAACAAUUGCGAACCAACUGGAUUUAUGAAUAUAGGAUUACACAGAAAAUUAAAGUGGGUGAAAACAAUGGGGGCCCCAGCCGACUUGCAAUAUAUUGGAUAUCGCAAUAUAAUGGACCGCGAUAUAACAAAGUUGCAGUGUAUCAUGUUAUAUCGCCCCAUUGGUGCAAAAAGGUACCAAGUGACAUUUUGAUAGUUUUGAGAAAAACGCGUUUAAAGAUUUGAAAGUGAAUAUCUAAUUUACUACAUACAACUCAGGACUGCAAUUGUGCAUAUUGUUAGAUAUAAAUACAACCUUCAUCCCUGCAAAAAUUGAACAUGUUACAUUUAUCAAUAAGCGAUAAUUGAUCAAUUAUGUCAUAUGGUUCCUUUUUGCAUAAUUCAAUAUUAAGUUUAACAAAAUGCAAAAAGGUACCAUAUGCACACUUGGCUCCUUUUUGCAUGAACUAUUUAUGUAGAUUGUAUUCUAAAAUGGCACAAUAAGGUACCAUAUGACAUAUGGUACCUUUUUGCACCACACAAAACUGGAAAGUGAAUAUGAUGAUUACACUUUAUUAACAACAGUUAAGUAUAAACAUCUAUAAAGAUGUGACACAUCUGUAAAGUUAAACAAUUAAAGUAUUGUUGAGAUUAAAAAACAAUAGUAUUUUUGAAAGUUAAUCUUGCAAAUUUCAGUUUUUGACAUAAAUGUACAGCACCCAUAAUAUCCACAAUGUCAACAUUCUUCACUCGAUAUCAGUAUCUUCCUCAUCUGACUCCAUAGGAACAAAAUCCUUUUCCUUACUGCUCGUCGGUAAGGACUCGUAAUAAGAAUUUAACUCCUCAGGAAUGGUUUCUUUUGAGCAUAAAUUAACAAGGUCAUUUUUCUUUUGAAUCAAUAUUGGCAGUUUUGUGUCGUAACAACGCUUUAAAUCUGACUCACGAUUUGGCCAAGUGUUAUGAACACCUUUCUGUUUUCUUGUUGUUUUCUGUACUUGAAUUUCCUGAAAUUGGUUGUCGUCAAAGCUGUAGUUCACAAAUACUGAUCUUUGAUUGUCCCUUCGCACUUGUAUCCACUUUACCUUAAGCCAGUUUAUUCUUUGUCCAGUGACUGAUGUUUUUAGGUUUGUACAAUGUUUCUUUACAAAGUCUUUGAAGUCCAUUACAUGAUUGUAUUUCAUUGGUAUAGUUACAUAUGGCUGUGAUUUUCUUGCCAGAGAAAUUCAAGUACACCAUUGGGAUGGAACAUACACUGGCGUUACUUUUUUGGCACGUUCAAUGGUUGAAUGGACUGAAUCGCAUUCCAUUUGGGAAUGGCCGGAAAGUAGAAAUGUGGCUAAUGGCUUUCAGGUUUGGGUACUUGCGAUAUGGUAUACAACAGUGACACAGUUACAUACUGAUUCCGAUUUUGACCUCCACAUGUAUCAGAAAAAUAUAUUAUUUCAUUGACAUUGCCUCUAUGGCAGACAGAUUAUGUGUUCUUUAAUAAGCAUGUGGCAAUUUCAUAUGCUCCCCGUUUACAUUGGGUUUCAUCCCAUACAUGACAGACAGCUUGCUUGUCUCCUAAGGAAUAUAUAGUGAGGUUAAAGCAGCAUAGUUUCCUUGAAUAGUAGAGUUCACUCACUAAAGAACACGGCGUUGUAAGAACUGCCUGCAGAUCGAAUGUUGCCACAUACACACUCUUGUCUGUCUUAGCUCUUUCUGUAUCCUUUGUUUUUUUCUUCACGCGCUUUUUUCUUUUGUACUUGAUGUUCAUCAUAUUCUUUUUGUAGUGUUUCAUUUACUGUGCCUGCUGCCUUUCUUCUGUCAUAUAAAGUAUAGAAGGAGCACUGGUCCUUUUUAGGUUUGAAAAAAGAUAAAUUGUAAUUUUCACAAAAAAUCUUUCUAUACAUUGAUUGUUUCACACUGGUUAUUCCUUUCUUUUCACAAUCUUUGACAUAUAAUUUCCACAUUUGUUUAAUGUUUAAGUCAUGUGCUAGGUAUUGUUUUCGUGUGUAGUGAGAUUCCAUUUUUGGAAAUGAUUCAAUGUGUUUUUUUUACAAUUUCAACUGUACAUGUAUCUUAUUUGUUUACAGAUGGAUCUUUUCCUCUCAUAUCCGUCGCAACAAAUGCCCCAUGUUUCUUCUUUUUAAGUGUGUAAUUAAUUGUUUUCCUGUUGAUGUCCAAUGUUUUCAUAAAGAAGUUUCUACAAACGCGUUCUUUCCGGUCAUUAUGUAUCAUGAAAUACUUCUGCGCUAUAGAUCUCUUGCCUGUAACUUUCCUUUUUGUUGCGCUUUUUUGUACCAUGUCACAGAUAUACUGUCUUUGGCGCUCAUAACUUCCCAAAGAAUAGUACAAUUAAAAUAUGUCUUCCCGCUACUCUUCAGUGAAUUUCUCGCUACACUUGAAACGACAUUUGAGGCAACUAUGAGAGUGGACCUUUUUCGGGGCAACAACUCUCCCAGUUGCAGAAACAUAUUCCUUCCCUUCACUUUUCAAUAAUUUUCUAACAUUCCGCUUCCACUUUUCUGGGUUCCGUGUUUUCUUUCGACUUGAAUGCUUCUUAGGAGGACUUCUGUAUGAAGCACGUGUGUGUGGGGUUGUUUCGACAGGCAUAUUUCCAUGGUCUGAUUCAUCAUUUGGUGUGGAAGGAAGAGAUUCCCUUGCAACCUCCCAUGUAGGAUCUGUGUCACGUUUAGCAUCACUGUCAUUUGAAAUUAUAUCAAUGGUAUCAUAGUGCUCCUGUCCUCGAACUGCUAUAUAAGCUAGAUUGAUUACUUUCUCUGUUGUUUGUUCAGGUUUUAUGUCAAUCACUGGUGUUGAUAUUGAACUUGAAUAUAUUCUAACAACACUUCCGUAAAAGUUUGCUGUGGCCAAAGGAACAAUGUCUGCUAUGUCUAAAUUCCAUUGUCCUCUUGUUUUCAACAAUUAAAGUUCAUUGAGAAAUUCCACCUUACUGAACAUAUCCUUUCUAGUACAGAAAGAUAUAUAUUUGUCUGCGUUUGUUGUCAUGAAGUCACAGACAUUUGAUCUGAUUUCAGACGCACUUUCAGCAAUUUUUCCACUUGUUUUCAAUGACGUGAAAAAACAGUUUCCAUCUCCAUUAAUACUGACCCUGCGCAGCUCAUUACAAGCAAUAAGUGUGUCAAGUCGUCCUGUAUGGGCUUUUCUGAUCAUAGCCUCGAUUGUACAAUUAUGUUGGCUGAUUUUCUGUGCUCUAUUAACCGCUACACUGGCUACCUUUCGUCUGUUUUGCAACAAUAUUAUUUUAUCUCUCAAUUUCUUGGCAAGUACACUUUGACUUAUUCUCCUUUUAUUAUUUUCUUUCGAAUUUUCAAUUUCUUGGUUUUCUUUUUCCAUGCAGUUUCUCUUUGCUUGUUCAUUAGCACACGUCUCUUUUCUUUUGUCUUCAGCUUCUUAACAUUGAAUUCUGAAUCAGUUGAAUUGAUCGCAUCUUUGUUAGGAUCGUAAUUUUCAUCAUCAGCACUAUCAUCAUGAUCUGAUUCACUAUAACUUUGGAUAAGUUUCCUUUUAACUGGUUGCUUCUUUUUUCUACCAAGAUCAGCUAAUGGAAUAUCUUCCGAAUCUGUAGUGUCGUAAUCAUUGUCUUUUGUUUGCGUUGCUAUCACAGGUCCAAAAAGUUCCUCUUGUGUAAAUGUAUGAUAAACUUCUUCAUCGGACCAAACCUCGUCUUCUAUCUGUUAAGCAAAUACCAACAUAAAGUGAAUCUAUUGAUUAUACUGUUUAAAUAAAAUGAAAACUUAUAUCUGUAAAAACUGUGAAAUUACAAGCUACCUUUUGAAACGUUAGUACAUUUAAAGUAUGUUCUUCUUGUGACUGCUCCCAGAAAUAAAUUACUACCAUAUAGGAAAGAAAUCAACUCUUUCAAAAAGGAUGCAAGUAUUAUAUUGAGUAUUAUGUUUUCAUUGUUUCCAUUACUAUCUGGUAUAUGAAUUUAAUUUGGCAAUAAAAAUAUACUUACA
Molecule: messenger RNA, 8798 nt
Organism: Dreissena polymorpha
Lineage: Eukaryota; Metazoa; Mollusca; Bivalvia; Myida; Dreissenidae
Exons: 3
Coding region: 334-1998 (554 amino acids)
Biological process (GO): positive regulation of DNA-templated transcription
Cellular component (GO): chromatin; nucleoplasm
Molecular function (GO): ubiquitin-protein transferase activity; zinc ion binding
Source: RefSeq, a predicted model, not a curated record